AUGGCUAACAAUGCAUCAGCCUGUGCUGAGAGGGCAACUAGUGACCUGCUGAUUGGGCCAGACUGGGCAAUUAACAUAGAACUGUGUGAUAUCAUUAAUAUGGAUCCUAGGCAAGCAAAGGAUGCAAUAAAGAUACUUAAGAAGCGAUUGGGCAAUAAAAAUCCCAAAAUACAACUUCUGGCUCUUUUUGCAUUGGAAACCCUUAGUAAAAAUUGUGGUGACAGUGUAUUUCAACAGAUCAUUGAGCGGGAUAUCUUACUUGACAUGGUUAAAAUAGUGAAGAAGAAGCCUGACUUAAGUGUGAAGGAAAAGAUAUUGAUUUUGAUUGAUACAUGGCAAGAAGCUUUUGGUGGACCAAAUGGAAGGUAUCCCCAAUACCAUGCGGCAUAUAAUGAAUUAAAGUCUGCUGGAGUUGAAUUCCCCCCACGAAAAGAGAAUAGUGUUCCUUUCUUCACUCCUCCUCAAACCCAGUCAGUUGGUCAUCUUGCUGCUGCAGAAUAUGAUGCUUCUGCUAUUCAGCCCUCUAUUCAGUCUGAUGCAUCUGGCCUUAGUUUGCCAGAGAUUCAGAAUGCUCAAGGACUAGUAGAUGUAUUGACUGAAAUGCUUAAUGCCUUGGAUCCUAAAAAUCCUGAGGUUGUGAAGCAGGAGGUGAUUGUUGACCUUGUUGACCAGUGUCGAUCUUACCAAAAGCGUGUUUUGCUUCUUGUGAAUGAGACUGCGGAUGAACAGCUUUUAUGUCAGGGGUUGGCACUGAAUGACAGUCUUCAGCGAGUGCUUAGUCAACAUGAAAAUAUUGUAAAAGCAAAUCCUGAUACAGGCACAAGAGGAGCAGAAACAUCUAUUCUUCCAGUUGUAAAUGUAAACAAUGAAGAGGAUGAUGAGUCAGACGAUGAUUUUGCCCAACUAGCCCAUAGGUCAUCACGAAUUACUAAUGCAGAGAGACGGAAACAAGUCAAUGACAAGACAGAACCAGUGAGAGUAAACCCAAUUCUUCCCCCACCACCAGCACCAAAAAAACCAAUCUUCUCUGAUGCUGGUAUGAUUGAUUACCUCAGUGGUGAUGCGUACAGAACAGAAGGAUCCUAUGAACACUCUGAACCAAUUUCAUAUGCCGAGCCCCUUCAUUUUAGUUCUAAUAAUCCUGUUUCAACCACUGCAACACUGUCUUCCUCUCCGCCUCAUUCUGCAAGUACCUCAUCACCGAUUUUAAGCAGGCAGCCUCUGUCUGAUGAAUCAUCUUCCAUCAAUAAAUCCUCAGAAAUCCUUAUUGCAAAUCCUCGUGAAACACGAUCUCCAGGUUUUGUUACACAGCCCCCUUCAAUGGUUAAUCAGAGACAGCAAUUUUCUGAGCAACAAGGUGUGUCUCAUCCAAGUUCUGGGUCCAGUUCCUCAAAUGACAGCUUGUUGGCACAAACCCAGAAUCUAUCUCUGAAUUCAUCUACUCCAACCAAACAAGAGAAGCCGGAAGAUGUCCUUUUUAAAGAUCUACUUGACUUUGCAAAAUCCAAAACCUCAUCACCCUCCAAACCCAGUAGUAGACCAUUUUGA
Sphenostylis stenocarpa is the source of this 1548-nucleotide messenger RNA. The record is from the annotation of a GenBank genome assembly. NCBI's taxonomy places the organism in Eukaryota, Viridiplantae, Streptophyta, Magnoliopsida, Fabales, Fabaceae.